AUGGCUACGAGUGGGCAAGUUCAGAAUGGGACGUCCGAGCUGGGUAGUCGAAUCCAAGGAAAAAUCCUGGUAAUCGCCGGCUCGGAUAGUUCGGGUGGAGCUGGCUUGGAGGCGGACCAAAAGGUCAUCGCAGCUCAUGGCUGCUAUGCCAUGACCGCGACCACGGCACUUACGGCUCAAAAUACGACAGGUGUCAGUGGCAUUCAUCAUGUACCUACCGAGUUUGUACGAAAGCAGAUUGAUGCUGUUUUUACAGACAUCCAGCCUGACGUCGUCAAGACUGGAAUGUUGGCAUCGGCAUCGACUAUCGAGAUGCUGGCAACUGCUAUCAAGGAUUAUCAAGUGAAAAAGCUCAUAUUGGAUCCAGUCAUGGUGGCAACGACCGGAGCUGUCUUGCUUCCCCCUGAGGCUGUAAAAGACAUGAGGACCCUGCUACUGCCUCAAACUUUCAUAGUAACACCCAAUAUCCCAGAGGCCCGGCUUUUACUCUCGGAUGCUGGAAAUGAGCCCAUAGAGAUCAACACGAUUGAUGAUCUGGAAAAACUAGCACGAGAGACACAAAAGCUGGGACCAAAAUGGAUUCUCAUCAAGGGUGGUCACGUACCUUUCAAGAAGGACGGCACUAUAGCCAAGGAGACAGAGGACAAGGAAUUGGUCGUGGACGUCCUCUUUGGUGAGGGCCAGAUCACGAGAUUCGUGAGCCUGUACCAACAAUCCAGGAACACUCACGGCACGGGCUGCUCGCUAGCUUCUGCCAUUGCGUCCAACAUUGCGAAGGGACUCGAGCCCGUGGACGCCGUGAGAGCAGCUUCACGAUACAUUGAGGCUGGCAUUCGUACCGCGCCAGACUAUGGACAUGGAAAUGGACCGCUCAACCAUUUCCAUUCCGUAUACACUCUCCCCUUCACACCUGGCCGUUUCAUCGAAUACUUGCUCAGUAGGCCGGACGUUGCCCCAGUAUGGCAAAAAUUUGUCUAUCAUCCGUUCGUGCUGGCCAUGGGUUCUGGAAAGCUACCCCUGGAGUCUUUUAAGAACUACUUGAUUCAAGACUAUCUCUACUUGGUCCAUUUUGCACGGGCAAAUGCUCUGGCAUCGUACAAGGCCAACAGUAUCGAGGACGUCGCCGCGGGAGCCAAGAUUGUGAACCACAUCCACACGGAAAUGUCACUGCACCUGGACUACUGCGCGGGCUUUGGGAUCCCCAAGGCGCAGAUCGAGGCGACCGAGGAGCACAUGGCCUGCACGGCAUACACGCGCUACGUCCUUGACGUUGGCAUGGCCGGCGACUGGCUCGGCCUGCAGCUCGCGCUGGCCCCUUGCCUGCUGGGCUACGGCGCCGUCGCCCAGAUGCUCCACGGUGCCGAGGACACGGUCCGCGAGGGCAAUACCUACUACAAGUGGAUCCUCAACUAUGUCGCCGAAGAUUAUGUCGGUGCCGUGCGGACGGGCAGUGAGCUGAUUGAAAGGCAUGCGGUUCUGCUCGGUCCUAGUCGAGUUGAGGAACUUGUCAAGAUCUUUAUUCACGCUACCAAGAUGGAGAUUGGUUUCUGGGAAAUGUUCCCUUACGAGUAA
Pestalotiopsis fici W106-1 is the source of this 1572-nucleotide messenger RNA. RefSeq lists its product as uncharacterized. Gene Ontology annotation, molecular function: phosphomethylpyrimidine kinase activity; hydroxymethylpyrimidine kinase activity; thiaminase activity. Gene Ontology annotation, biological process: thiamine biosynthetic process. Bases 1 to 1572 code for a protein of 523 amino acids. Lineage: Eukaryota; Fungi; Ascomycota; Sordariomycetes; Amphisphaeriales; Sporocadaceae. Gene Ontology annotation, cellular component: cytosol. The record is from RefSeq and is a predicted model, not a curated record. The transcript is spliced from 7 exons.